AUGAACCCUCGGUUACCGGCGCUCGUCACCCCACCGAGUUCGCCUGGUGGGGCGGGGGCAGCUGGCUCGACGGGUCCGCCUCGCCGAGCAAUGGCCAAAGUGCGCCACGCCUCGAUCGCCAUCGCCAGGUCCCAUUCCAAGUUCGCGUAUUUUCGGAUCCUCAUUUGCGUCGUUCUCAUAGCCGCCUUCAUCGUCUUUGGGCCCUCCGAAAAAAUACUCCUGGGCGUACGACAUCGCAUCGAAGCCGAAUUGGCAUCGCGAAACGCUCGAGACGAGCGACAGUGGGUGCCAGGCGAAACCGGUACAGCUCAGCCCCCUGGGCACGAGCACAGACACGAUCACGAGCACAAGCAUGGGCACCACUCGUCGCUUGCACCGGCGAAUCAAAGUGCGCAUAUGACCGACGGGGGCGACGAGCCCUUGGCCCAGUCGUCCUCGUCGUCGCCUUCAAGACUUGACAAGAUAUACAAAGCCGUGGAACGACCAGUCUCCACAAACGAGAAGCCUGCAAUAUGCAAGCGAACACUUUUGUUCAACAUGGCCGGUGCGUUUCGUUUUGCGCUCAAGAGUUUUCGUUCGGGUUCAUGAUAUUUUCUGCAUGGCUAGCGAAACUAAUCAGAGCGCAACAUGUCGUGCUGCAUUCAGGUCUACACGGUUUUGGAAGCGAAGUACUCAUGCUCACCCGCAUGGCGGUUCUUGCCGAGAUGUUCAACUACAGCCUCUUGGUCGAUUCGUCCCGGUGGAACUAUGGCUCGUGGGAGGCGGUCUUCCAAGCCCCCGCGCUGGACUGCAAGCCCCCGCCUUCGACAACCUGGAGGGCGAGCAUUAAGUUCGACAGGAAAGCGAGGACGCUUGAUAAGGCCGCUGUCCGCAAGAAUUGGGCGACCUUCGACCACGUGACGUUGAGAAGUCGGGACAACAAUGGGCUUGAUAAAGCGCUGUUGGACACCCUUACUUCCUCUAGUGAGAUGGAUGUCCUUCACCACCAGGAUCUGAAGGAACUGGUUCACCCAGCUGCAGAUCGCGCCAGCUUGACCACGCCUGAGCUCAAGCUUGCAUCCCAGCUGGUGCCAUCAGCGCUGCAGGUUAUAUUUACCCGACAGGCUCAGUCUUUGUCGGCCUUGUGGCGUCUUUCGAGGCCUGCAGCGGUGCGCGUGCGAGCCGCUCGGGCAAAUCUCAAGUCGUUGACUCGGCAGCUGCGAGCUGCGCAGCAAUUGAGUGGAGAUGCUUCCCCAAUCAUCAUCGGUAUGCAUGUUCGACUAGGCGACAAAUACAAGGAAAUGAACCGGAUAGGACCUCAGGCAUUGAUGGAUACUUCGGGCCGGCGCUCGACUUUGCCGCAAGCCACACCAACGAAGACAAGCCGCCUCGAUGACCGCGCGAUCGAGAAAUAUCUUGUAGCUGCCAUAACCCUUGUGGAGCGCGUGCGGCGAACUGGUGUCGUUCCCUCUUUCGACGAGCGACCGGUACUCCUGGUUGCCUCUGACAGCCUCACCGCAUCGACGGCGAUCGCCAAGCACAAGAUGGGUAGAGCUUUCAACGUCAUCGACAUCGCUGAUCUAGACCCAUCCGAGGCCAUUGCUCCUGACGAAUCCAUCCAUGGAAAGCAACGUAUGCGCGUCGUUGAGAACGGUUUUGUGAGUCCACUCCUCUAUUUCACUGAACUAUGAACGCCAAGCCCCAAGGCUCAAUGGGCGGGCUCUGGUAUAUGUGCUUUCCACGUUGUUGCAGGACGAGUUGAAGUUCAACAUGCUGCCUUUUGAGGCCCGAGAGCGCGUCGCGCAAGGCUUUGUGCGCGACAUCACAAUACUCGCUCAAGUGACGCACGGGUUGGUGAUGAGCGCCUCGUCGAACGUUGGGCGCAUGCUUGCGCUACUUGGCGGAGAAGAGAAGAUUGAACAAGGAUUAAUCGCAAGCGUGGACACGAGGUAAGGCUUGCUCCGGGCUAGAAGGUCGAGCAUGCUGUGAUCUUAUUGGCUUUCAGUUUUUUUUUCUCGCAGAUGGUUUCCAACAAGUCAUUUCUCCUAAUCCGCUUUUCUCUAGACUAUGGGUCAGGGUUUGUGUUGUACUUCGGAAGCAAUCAAUGUAGAAAAAUUCAGUUUCAAAGUGUGCCCAUUGACUCUGGAAAUACAUACUCUCCAACCCAGUUUCUCUGCAGCUGCUUAGCAAGCAAAGUUUCUGGUGUCCAAACGCGCCCCAAAAUCACCCAAGAUCGAAGACCCUCCCCACGUCACGGCUUUAGCACGUCCUGCUCGCGGUGCAGCUGCCUCCCCUCCCCAGCCCAAUCCCGAGUAUCGACAGCUACUUGAAGGCUCGGAUAGCGGUCAGUUGCUCCGUCCAACAACAUGCGGAAUGCUUUAGCUUCUGUGUAGGUGGGUCGCACAGUUCAGCAUGGGGGUCUACUGCAGACGCGAGAAUGCCCGGUCGUACAAUAACGCACUGUCCUUCACUUCGCUUGCUGCUUACUUCGACCAGACACGACUGGGCACUCUAGGACCCCCCGUGUUUCGCGUGUUUGGUCGCCUGUAUCAUCGACUUGGCGCCCUGAUCCUGCCGUCAAUCAACGCCCAGCCUUUGCCCAAACCUGGCUCAUCGGCCUGCGCGAGCUUUGGCCGAUGCGAACUCCCUCACAAAGCGAUUGCCGGCACGCAACAUGGACUCGAGCUUGGUCAGCGUAGAACUUUGUAUGCGACUGUCUGGGCUGUCGGGUCCAAGUCGAGUGUCGGUGACCUCGGCCGGGUUGGAAUACGGCCAAAGAGUGGGUCCUGCGCCUUUGCCGACCACCAGGCCGAGACCGACGCACCCACAACCUUCCUACGUCAAGCACGGAAAUGGCAAUGCUUAUCUGCGAUUCCGACACCAAUACGGGAGAUCGUGGACCGCAAGAUCGUAUUCCUCAGGUGCACGGUGAUCGAUGUCCCGAUGGUUGGCCCAAGUACCAAAUCGUUAGCUCGCUCAAUCCGUCUGGGAUGCCUCUCCGUACCCACUGCUCUUCCCCGCAGGAGAACAUGGCUUCCACCCCAACAUUCCUCUUUGCGGGUUCAACCAAGCUGGGCCGCCCACCGCCAGAAACCGAGAGCAGAUCGACAAUGGUGUCCAAUUGCGCGACCUACUUGCCGGCCUUGGUCCGGAUGAAGAAGACGAUGAGGAGGACGAUGAGGAUGAAGAUGACGAGGACGACGAAGAGAAUGGUGAUGGUGAACGUAAGCUAAGCAUCUUCGGCUCAUUCUCACAUACCUCUCUGUUGAGACGCACGCUCAGACUGACAUGAAUUGUUCGAAAAUCUAGGACCAAGAUCAAGCAAAAGGGGUCGAGGUAGAUCAACCCGAGUCUCGCGUUCUCAAUAUCUGGGCUACUACCUGCACGAACGCGACACCUACUUCUCAAUCCCACAUGCCACCUAGCGUCUCUUCCUUGAGUUUGUAAUCGACGGAUACUCCCAACCGGAGACCGAUCGACUUAACUAUAAGAAAACCUGCGCCUCACCACGGCGCAGGGCAUCACCGACGCCGUUGCCAACGGUUUGACCUCGGAUGAAAUCGGACGUUCGGUGAUAUUGGGAUCGACGUUCAAGAAUAGUCCGCGGGAGGUCACGCAGCGUUACCAAGAUGCGAUGGCGUGCGUCGUCAAAUAUGGGAAGCCUUCGCUAUUCAUCACGGUGAUGUGCAACCCCGAAUGGCCGGAAAUCAAGGCUGCACUCGGGCCGAACGAUCAAGCAAGCAACCGUCCGGAUCUCAUCGCACGAGUGUUUCAAGCCAAGUUGAACCGACUCUGCGACGAUGUUUUUGGCAACAAGCAACGUGCGGGCUGUUUCGGCGUCGUUCUAACGCAUACACACGUCAUCGAGUACCAAAAACGGGGCCUGCCGCAUGCCCAUAUCCUCCUCACCCUCGCGCCGGAUGAUCAUCCUUUGUCGACGGAAGCGAUCGAAAAGAUGAUCUCAGCAGAGAUACCCGAUCCUUCGCGCUAUCCUGAUCUCCACGAGACCGGCACAAGGCACAUGCUGCAUGGCAAGUGUGGCGGAAACUCGACUCAGCCCUGCAUGGAGAAGGACAAGUACGGUAACCCGAGGUGCAAGCGCCAUUUUCCUCGCGAACAGAACCCCCACACCCGCAUGCACCCUGAUGGCUACCCGUUGUAUCGCCGACGCUUUCGCCACGCCGUUGUCAAGGGGGUGUCAUCUACAACGAUGGUGACUGCGUGCCGUACUCGCCUUAUCUCUCCGCCAAGUGCAACGCGCAUAUCAACGUCGAGGCUGUGACAACAAUCGGCGCGAUCAAGUACCUCUUCAAGUAUGUGUACAAAGGUCCGGAUCGAGCUGUGGCCCGUGUUGAGCGUGCAGCGAACGGUGAAGGGGCUCGCGAGGAGGAACCGGUUCGAGAUGAGAUCAACGAAUUCGUCGAAGGUCGCUACAUCAGCGCUCCAGAAGCGGUCUACCGCCUAUUCGGAUUCUCGACCAGUAGAGUGUGGCCGCCCGUCAAUCGAUUACCGGUCCAUCUGGAGCAUCAACAAUCUGUGCAGAUCAAUCCCGACGAACCGCUACCCCUCGACACCGCCCACUCGCUCCAAAUUCACCGGCUUCUUCGACCUGUGCGCCGCAGCUCCCGACGGCGAGCUUACUGCCACGUUGCUGUACACGAAUGUGCCGCGCUACUACUCCUGGAAUAAGGAGAAGCUGCACUGGAAACGCCGAGUUCGUGAUCGCAAUGUCAUCGGGCGAGUCUACACCGUCCCACUGCGUAGUGGGGAGCGCUUUUACCUCAGACUGCUCCUCGAGGUCGUCAUGGGUCCGACAUCGUUUGCGGAUCUGCUCAAGUUUGAAGACGUCGUGUAUCCUUCGUACCGCGCCGCUUGCGCCGCUCGCCGACUUCUCGCCGACGAUAGCGAGCAUCACAUCUGUCUCAGGGAAGCUGCACAGAUUGAAACCGGUGACCAACUACGCCGAUUAUUUGUGUUCAUGCUCAUUAAUGCGACGGUUGCCAACCCGCCAGCUUUGCUGGAUCGUCACUUUGCUUCUCUUAGCGACGAUGCCCGUUAUCACAUCGAACGCUAUGAAGACGUGCUCGUCAACGAUCAAACCAUCCGCCUGUGGACGCUCAACAAGAUUCGUCUCCUUGCGGCAAACGAUCGAACUUUGGCCUUCUUUGAUCUUCCCGAGCUGACCGAGGACAAACUGCGGCUGUUUGAUCGUCUCGAGGAACGGCUUCCGCGUUUUGACGCCAGCAAUGUGCGCAAGAUGCCGAAGCGGCGCGUGCCCGUUUGAAUCACGACCAACGAAUUGCAUUUGACGAGUUUCUUCGCGCGGUCGAGCUCGGCGUCGUCGAUCAGAUGCGCGACAACAACCUUGGGCCGCAGCAUGUGUUUUUCCUGCUGGCACCUGGGGUACUGGCAAGACUUUUGUGGAAAAUGCCCUUCUCGAUACUGUGCGAGCUCGAGGCGACCAAGCGAUCGCGGUCGCGUCGUCCGGAGUAGCGGCGUUGCUUCUCAAGGGAGGACACACGGCGCAUUCGACUUUUCGAAUCCCACUCGACACCUUGCCAACCUCGACGUGUCCAGUUCACAGAGAGAGUGAUCUCGCGCUGAUGCUGCGUACCACCAAGCUUAUCAUUUGGGAUGAAGCACCAAUGGCGCAUCGAUUCGCGGUGGGAGCGGUCGACCGUUUACUGCGUGAUCUCCGAGAGACCGAGGAGCUCUUCGGCGGGGUGACAACGAUCUUUGCGGGUCAGUUGGGCCCUUCCGCCUCCGCUCUGAACGACGGCAUGCUAACGAGGUUUCCAAUUUGUAGGGGACUUUCGCCAGUGCCUUCCUGUCGUUCCCAAAGGAACUCCCGGUCAAAUCGCCGAUGCUCGAUGCAUCCCUCAUCAAGGCAGACUUCUGGCGCGACGUUCGUGUCUUGCGACUUACCGAGAACAUGCGUCUCAGCUCGAACGCUGACGCGAUAGACGAGGCUCAAUUGGCUCGAACGCGCGACUUUGCGGAAUAGCUACUCACCGUGGGAGAUGGAACUGCCAACAUGCACCCAUACGACAAGACUGCAGUACGUUUGGCUCCCCUCUUUUACCCAACCAACCGACACUAAGACCCCUUCUAUCCAUUUCGCAGCUGCCUGAUUACCUGCUGCUUCCGGACGGUCAAAGAACGGCCGAAGGGUUGAUGUUUACCCCGGUUUAAGGACCGUGAACAAGGAGUCCCUCGAAGACCUGAUUCAGCUGUUGUCACGUCAGGCAAUCCUAGCUCCGCACAACGCAACGGUCGAUCGCAUCAAUGCCAAGCUGCUGGAAGAGUUCGAUGGCGACUACAUCGAGUAUCGCAGUGCAGACGAGGUUGUUGAGGCGGGCGAAACUGGGGGGUGGAAUGGCGCCUGAACUGAUUUCGCCAGAGUAUCUACAUUCAAUCAACCCAUCCAACUUCCCCGCGCAUCACUUGCGUCUCAAGGAAGGGAUCCCGGUCGUUCUUCUUCGCAAUCUGGACCCAGACGCCGGCCUCUGCAACGGUACUCGCCUUAUCGUCUCACACGCAAGUUCGCGAGUCAUUCAAGCCGUCGUCUUGACCGGAUGUCGAGCGGGCACCACGGUCUUCAUCCCUCGUGUGCGACUCGAGACAAAUGCGACUAGCAGUCGCCAACUUGGUUUCACUAUGCGCCUGCUCCAAUUCCCGCUUCGAGUUGCCUUGGCCAUGACAAUCAACAAAGUCCAAGGUCAAUCACUCGAUCGUGUUGGCGUCGAUCUCUCCCUGCAUCCCGUCUUCACUCAUGGGCAGCUGUAUGUGGCAUUGUCUCGAGCCAUGAGUGUUGAUCGAAUCAAGGUGCUACUGCCCUAUCGCGACCGCCGAUGA
Microbotryum saponariae is the source of this 6834-nucleotide messenger RNA. Lineage: Eukaryota; Fungi; Basidiomycota; Microbotryomycetes; Microbotryales; Microbotryaceae. The record is from the annotation of a GenBank genome assembly.